AACCUCAAAUUAUUGCAAUCAAAGGAAGCCAGAGAGGAGCCCGUGCUGGUAUAAAACCUUCCUGGCGUGCAUCUUCCCCCACUGCUCUGGCUCUGAGGGCACAAGGACCAACCAUGAAGGCUUUUCUGGUUGCCCUGCUGGCUGCAGUGCUGUGUGCCCAGCAAGCUUCCUCCCUGUUUUGCUACACCUGUGACAAUGAACAUUCCAACUGGAACUGCUUGAAAACCUACAAGUGUGAGGACCAUGAGAAAUACUGCACGACCACGUACAGCUCUGUUGGCUUUGGCAAGGAUAUAGGACACCGCAUCACCAAGAAAUGCUCUGUGGACUGUCCUGAGACCAACGUGGACUUCGGGAUGGCCGCUUAUUCCACCAAGUGCUGCAGCACCUCCCUGUGCAACUUCAGCGGCGCCAACAGCAUCCGGAUCAACUACGCCGUGAUCCUGCUGGGAAUCGUGGGAAGUUUGAUCUGUGUCCUCAGGGCAGGAUUGUGAUCAGGGGUGGCAGAAGAUGUGACCACCCGAGAAGCCACAAGGUAUUCCCCAAGUGAGAAACCUCAGCCAAAUGUUCCCAACAGCGACCCCGUUUUAUUCCCAGACACUGCUUCAGAUCCCAACGUGACACGGCAGUGUAGCUCCUAUUUUUCCCCCCUGUUGUUUUAUAUUAAUUUUUCCCUGGAAAAGCUCUUUUGAUAGCACGUGUGUGAUAACUGUCAGGAAAAAUAAAGAUUUGUGUUAUUCUA
Corvus hawaiiensis (hawaiian crow) is the source of this 742-nucleotide messenger RNA. RefSeq names its product lymphocyte antigen 6E-like. Gene Ontology annotation, molecular function: acetylcholine receptor inhibitor activity. Lineage: Eukaryota; Metazoa; Chordata; Aves; Passeriformes; Corvidae. The record is from RefSeq and is a predicted model, not a curated record. Bases 114 to 494 code for a protein of 126 amino acids. The transcript has 3 exons.